This is a messenger RNA of Notolabrus celidotus (New Zealand spotty), 919 nucleotides long. RefSeq names its product complement C1q-like protein 2. Bases 31 to 681 code for a protein of 216 amino acids. NCBI's taxonomy places the organism in Eukaryota, Metazoa, Chordata, Actinopteri, Labriformes, Labridae. The record is from RefSeq and is a predicted model, not a curated record. Gene Ontology annotation, molecular function: protein binding. The transcript is spliced from 3 exons.
CUGAUCUCACCAAAACGACGUUACUGAAAGAUGAAGAUCCCAGUAGCUGUGUUAACGUUGUUUCUCUGCAGUGUGGCUGAGGUCCAGCUGCUGCAGCAGCCAGUUCAAGAGGUCAACUGCACAAAGAUACCCGACAUCGAUCCAGCUUGUGUCUGCGCUGAUGACAUAGCAGGGGGCUAUGAAAAGCAUUACCCACUUAUUGCCAUCUUAAAAGAGCUGCAGGACAAACUGAGCAACACUGAGAAGCAGUUAGAGGAUCUGAGGGCGGAGGUCCGAGGUAACCAGGUGGCAUUCGGAGCAUCUAUUGGUGAUGCUGGAGUUGUUGGUCCUUUUAACACUGAAGUCACACUGACCUACAAGAAUGUCUACUCCAACACAGGAGCAUACAACCCUGCGACAGGUAUUUUCACUGCUGAAGUCAGAGGAGUCUAUUACUUCAGCUUUUCUGGUCAUAAUAGCUCCACUAAGCCAAUGGGGCUGCGGCUGAUGAAGAACGGCGUGCAGAUGGUUACAGUGUUCAACCAUCCAGCUGGAAACCGCCAUGAGACAGCAACCAAUGGCAUGACUCUACAGCUGGAUGUGGGAGACCAGGUGUACAUGAGACUCCGCCAAGACACCUGGAUUUUUGAUAAUUCUAACAACCACAGUACCUUUAUUGGACAUUUGUUGUUCAGGCUGUAAGUCAACACAAAUUAAGAUAAUCAGGAGCUUCAUUAUUUUUUUUGUUGGCAUUUUUAUUAUUGUUUGUGUGGCAAUCAGAUAUGUAUGUUCUGACAUUGGUCCUUUAUGUGUUGAUGAGAGCAACUUGAGAAAUUUCAAUCAAUGUACAAAUCAUGACACAGGUUUAAAGGAAGUCUGACAAAUAUAAAUUCAUCAUAAUUUACACCUUAAUAAACUGUUCAAUUAAUAAAGCAACAAA